Messenger RNA from Rhinocladiella mackenziei CBS 650.93, 543 nucleotides. RefSeq lists its product as uncharacterized. The coding region runs from base 1 to 543 and encodes 180 amino acids. Gene Ontology annotation, molecular function: DNA helicase activity. Gene Ontology annotation, biological process: DNA repair; telomere maintenance. The record is from RefSeq and is a predicted model, not a curated record. NCBI's taxonomy places the organism in Eukaryota, Fungi, Ascomycota, Eurotiomycetes, Chaetothyriales, Herpotrichiellaceae. The transcript has a single exon.
AUGAACUCAUCCCCCGUGCCCUUGAAUCCCGAGCAGAGGAAGCUCUACGACACCGUGGUGGGUCAGUAUGCGCAGGAGCUGGCGGGCGAGGCGCCUCUCCCCUCGCAGCUCCUCUUGAACGUCGACGGUGUCGCCGGCUCGGGAAAGACCUUUACACUUCUCAAGACGUGUGCCCGGAUCCAAGAGCUGGCGAACCAGGCCGGGAAGCAGAACCCCGUCUUUCGAGCGGCGCCCACGGGGGUGGCCGCGUUCAAUUUCGUGGGGAAGACCUUGCAUAGCCUCUUGAAGCUCCCCGUGAAGGGGAAGAAGUCGGAUCUGUCCGUCGCCACCCUCCAGUCCUUACAGUCUCUCUUCCGGGACUGUCGAUUCCUCAUCAUCGACGAGAAGUCCAUGAUAGAUAUCAAGACGCUGUCUCUGACCGAUGACCGCUUCGCGCCAUCCUCCCGGCCAGUUCGCACCAGCCGUUCGGGGGCGUCAACGUCUUACUCUGCGGCGACUUCUUUCAGCUCCCGCCCGUCGGAGGGAAACCCCUCUACUCGUUGA